UGGUCACAAUCCAGUGCUUCGGGUUGCAGAAUACAACUCCAUGCACUCUACAUUGAUUCAUGUGAAAGAUCCUUUGUGGAGUGCGAAACAGAGCGGUGAAAGCGCCAAGGCUGCAACACCCACUCCCUCCCUUCAAUCCCUAAUUCCCCAACUCCAUCACUCACUCCUCAACCUUCUGCUCUCAGGACUGGACCAUAUGGGCUGGGUUGUACAUGCAGAAUAGUGUUGGCUCUUAUUCACUCCUAUCAGCAUGGAUUUUAGGCAUAGUAGUCAGUCACACACAGUAGUUGGCAGAAUUGUGCUGGUGUUGCACCCUGCCGCUCAUCUAAUGGCCAUCACAUUUUUCCUGGUCAAGGGAGUGUGUUUCUUAGCCAAAAUCACAGUUGGAGCAGGUGUUACAUUGCAAUGAUGUUUGUUACACGGCUGCUAUGAUAUGGCAGAUUUUUGCGAACUGCCAUAGGCAAUUCAUGAAGGGAGGCAUGCUAUUGUGUGGCCAUAGGCUUCAAUGGAGUGUUUAUCUACUUGAAUUUUGGUCUUCUGUUAUUGAUAACAUUGUUACACAGAAGAUGUGUAGAAGCUCAACUUUGCCCCUGAAACCAGUAUUGUUUUGUGGCUGCAGCCCCUUGCACCUUCUUCUCUGUCUGUGAUCUUUGUCUUCUGUCUCCUUAGAAGGCAAUUGAAUCUUUUACGGGGGGAGAUGCAUACAUGCCAGGGUCUUCGGGUUACACUGGUACAGUAAACAGAAGGAGAAUGGGAAGUAAUAGCACUGAAAAGAUUCCAAUCAAUACCAGUGCUGAAAGUUCAGAAACCACUAUUGAAAUAAAGAUUAAAACAUUGGAUUCUCAAACGUACACCCUCAGAGUGGAUAAACAGAUGCCAGUCCCUGCCCUGAAAGAACAGAUUGCUUCUGUAACUGGAGUAUUAUCUGAACGGCAACGCCUAAUUUGCCAAGGAAAAGUUCUGAAGGAUGAUCAGCUCCUGUCUGCGUAUCAUGUUGAAGAUGGUCACACCUUGCAUCUGGUUGCGAGGCAACCUGACCUACCACCACCAGGAAGUCUGCCCAAUCAUUCAGUGACUGAACCGAAUUCAAGCUCAAGCCUGACAGGCCUCAGUCACAGUAGUCAAGUAGCCCCUGGUGUUUUUAUUGAGACUUUCAAUGUGCCUUUUCAGGGAGAUGGAGUUGCACCUGAAAUCAAUAGGAUCGUUUCUGCAGUUCUAGGAUCCAUUGGACUUCAAAAUUUUGCGAGUGGUGAAGGGAUUGACGUCAGGGAGCAUGAUUCCCAAGGCUCUGGGAGAAUUUCAGGCUCUAGUGGGAUAUUUGAUUCAUCUCAUCCUCAACCCGAACAAUCGGGUUUUCGGGUUUUGUCUGAUAGAUCACGUAAUGCCUUUGGAGCUCCAGCGACAGUAUCUCUAGGGUCUUUGCAGCCUCCUGUCAUUCCUGAUUCUUUGACAACUUUGUCCCAAUAUUUAAGUCACAUAAGCAAUGAAUUUGAUGCAAUUGUGAGAGAAGGGGGGAAUAUUGCCCAAGCAGACGAGGCUCAAAGGAAUGUAGAAACUAGACCUGUUUCUUCACGUUCGGGUUCAGUUCUAGAAGGGUUUUCAUCUCCGACAUUGUUGGCAGAGGUUCUGCUUUCUACCAGACGAAUGAUUGUUGAACAAGCAGGCGAAUGCCUACUUCAAAUAUCAAGGCAGAUGGAGAAUCAAGCGGAUGUAACUGAUCCAUUGUUGCGGUCAAGCAUUCAGUCUAGGGCUUUGAGGACUGGAGUUUUGUUUUAUAACCUUGGUGCAUUUUUACUCGAGCUUGGUCGCACAACGAUGACACUGCGUUUGGGUCAAACAUCGUCUGAAGCUGUAGUUAAUGGAGGGCCUGCAGUUUUUAUAUCCCCAAAUGGUCCUAACCAUAUCAUGGUUCAGCCCCUUCCUUUUCAACCUGGAACAAGCUUUGGCGCUGUUCCUGUUGGAGCUGCACAGUCUAGCUCAAGUUUAGGUAGUGGACUUGGUUCAAGCUUUUUCCCUAGGCGUAUAGAUAUACAGAUACGACGAGGUACCUCAGCAACAUCAUCCAAUACCACCAAUCAAGAAGAACGCAAUGAUACACAACCUGCCUCAGUACAAAGAAAUCCAGGUGAAAAUCCUGUUAAUCAGGCAACCUCCAGGCGUCCAGAUGCUUCUUUUUCUGGGGAACCAGGAGUAAGGUUAGUGCCUAUUAGAACCAUGGUUGCAGCAGCAGUACCGGGUCCUGUGGUCCGUCCGCCUUCAGAAUCAUCUGGUAAUUCCCUAGGUCUUUACUAUCCAAUUCUUGGGAGAUUUCAACAUGUGUCUUCUGGACAUGUAAAUAGUGAACAGAGAUCUCAACAUUCAAGUCAGCAUCAUGCUGCAGUGCCAUCAACUACUGAUUCCAUGUUGGAAAGGCAAAGCACAGAUGAUUCUACAAGGAAUGUAGGAUCCUUAUCAACUCAAAGCACAAGACCGGAGCCAUCUAAUUCUCGUGUUGUAAAUAUCAAUAUUCUGGCUGCCAGUGGACCCCAAAACAACCAAGAACCUGAGCGACAAAUACCAAGCAGUGUACUUCAGUUAUUAAGGUCACUCUUUCCUGGUGGAGAAAUUCAUGUGGAAGAUUCAAGUGUACAAGGAAUAACUCCAGGUUCUGACUCAGAUCAUGCUGCAACAUCAAGGGGGGCUGCCCAAGUCCCCGAAGCACAACCUAAUGCCAGUGAAGAAGGAAUAUUUUUGUCAAAUAUGCUCCGUGAAAUCAUGCCAGUCAUAUCUCAACAAGUAGGGUCAGAGGGAAAUCCUUCAGAAGAUCAUAUGGCUCAAGCUUCUUCAACCCAGGUUGAAACUGAUGUCGGGACAUCACGCAGACCGAGUGAUUCUGACUCAAGCCCCCCAAAUCCAAAACGUCAAAAGAUGGAGUGAAAUAGAGGGUAAUGUUCAGUGUGCGGUCGUGGAAGAUUACCAUCACGAGAAACAGAAUCUGGGGUGAAACUCAAGAUGUCAAUAUGGUAUUAAGUUCAUUCCUAGUUUUUUAUAUGAAGCGUGAUUUCAUUUUCUCAUGCUGUAGACAAAUUUUAAGAAGACUGCUCUCCGAAUUGUGACAACUUGUACGUUACUGGCAUUGGAAUUGAACUUCCCCUAAGUUCGGUUUAUUAUGCUUGGAAUUGGUAAUAGAAUUCAACAUUAGAAUUGAGAUUAGUCAUCUGAUAAAUUAAAUUUGGCGUCCUAGAGGUCUUUAUUGAA
This is a messenger RNA of Vigna angularis (adzuki bean), 3237 nucleotides long. RefSeq names its product ubiquitin-like domain-containing protein CIP73. Gene Ontology annotation, cellular component: BAT3 complex. The record is from RefSeq and is a predicted model, not a curated record. Bases 706 to 2916 code for a protein of 736 amino acids. The transcript is spliced from 17 exons. NCBI's taxonomy places the organism in Eukaryota, Viridiplantae, Streptophyta, Magnoliopsida, Fabales, Fabaceae. Gene Ontology annotation, molecular function: polyubiquitin modification-dependent protein binding; misfolded protein binding.